AUGACAGAGUUAUGGAAGGCUCCAGGUAAUGGUUCCAAAUCCAGUUGUGCGGCUAUACUGGACAACGGGAACUUGGUGAUUUUAGAUGAGCAGUAUAAUUCUAUAUGGGAAAGCUUCAAAAAGCCUACUGAUACGAUUUUGCCUGGCCAAAUACUGUACAUGAAUACCACACUCAGGUCUCACCAAUCUACUACAAAUUAUUCUUAUGGCCGCUUCCAGCUUUCUUUACAGCUUGAUGGCAAUCUGGUGCUUUAUUAUAUAAAUAUGCCAUCUGAAGUUCUUAAUCAUGCUUAUUUUGCCACCAUGACAAUGUUCUGGGAAUCACAGUUGAUCUUUACUGAAGCCGGAUACAUGUACGUCCAAGAUGCAAACAAUUCAACCAACAUCUUCAACCUUACCCAAGAAGAUCCAGGCUCAAAAGACUCUUUCUACCACAUGGCUAGGAUUGAUUAUAAUGGGGUCUUCAGAAUAUACAAACACCUCAGACAGCAGGACACAAGUUGUGGAAGCUGUCCUUCAACAUGGGAUCCAGUGCAAGGCAUUCCUGGUAUUACUGAUAUUUGUGGUGUAUUUGAUGCUAAUACUUUUGUAGGUGGGUUCUGUGGACUCAACGGUGUUUGUCGUACCUCAGAUGCUUCAAGUGGGGGCGGGACAUUUUGCUCAUUUCCUUAUGGAUUUUCUCAAUUGAACCCAUAUGAGGAUUGGGCUGGGUGUAAACCAGAUUUUCCGUUACCCAACUGCGACAAUGGAUGGGAAGAAAAUAAAGGGCAGGUAAGCUUUGUAAGGCUUACAAAUAUGGACUGGCCGUUUACGGAUUACAGCCUUGUUCAAGGGGCUAAUGAGACAGUGUAA
This is a messenger RNA of Quercus lobata, 852 nucleotides long. Its product is annotated as G-type lectin S-receptor-like serine/threonine-protein kinase LECRK3. The coding region runs from base 1 to 852 and encodes 283 amino acids. The record is from RefSeq and is a predicted model, not a curated record. Lineage: Eukaryota; Viridiplantae; Streptophyta; Magnoliopsida; Fagales; Fagaceae. The transcript has a single exon.